AUGAAACUGCUCCUGCUGUUCCUGCUCUGUGUUUCUACCAUUAAAUCCCAGGGUUCCAUUGAGUAUGAUGAUGAGGAAGAGGGCUCAGAGUUGAAUCCUCGAGGCCACCGACCGCUGGACAAGAGGCGGGAAGCAGCCCCUACGCUGAGACCCGUGGCGCCUCCCAUCAGCGGAAGCCGCUAUCAGCCCCGGCCACCAAAGCGACCAAAGGAGGCCGAGAAGAAAGGUCCCAUCGUUUAUCCUGAUGCCGGCGGGUGCAAGCAUCCUUUAGACGAGCUGGGAGUGCUGUGUCCAACUGGAUGUGAAUUGCAAACUACACUGGUAAAACAGGAAAAAAAUGUGAAAUCCGUUGUUCGUGAUCUAAAAGACAAAGUGACCAAAUUUUCCGACAGCUCUACAACUUUCUAUGAAUAUGUGAAUAUUCUGGAUGAUAAAUUGGUAAAGACACAAAAACAAAGAAAAGACAAUGACGGUUUGCUUUCAGAGUACAAUGAAGAAUUGGAAAGGCAUUAUAAUUACAUAAAGGACAAUCUGGACAAUAAUAUCCCAUCAAGUCUCAGGGUCCUUCGUGCAGUUGUGGAUUCUUUGCACAAAAAGAUACAAAAACUGGAAAAAGCCAUUGCAACCCAGACGGACUACUGCCACUCUCCUUGUGUUGUUUCCUGUAAUAUCCCGGUGGUUUCAGGCAAAGAAUGCGAGGAUAUUUUCAGAAAGGGAGGUGAGACUUCGGAAAUGUACCUCAUCCAGCCUGAGCCUUUCAGCAAACCAUAUAGAGUGUACUGUGACAUGGAGACAGAAGGUGGAGGCUGGACUUUGAUUCAGAAUCGCCAAGAUGGCAGUGUUAACUUUGGGAGAGUAUGGGAUGCAUAUAAAAAGGGUUUUGGAAAUAUUGCAAGUGGAGAGAAGAAGUACUGUAAUAUACCAGGUGAAUAUUGGCUUGGAAAUGACAAAAUCAGCCAGCUUACCAAAACAGGGCCCACUGAAGUUUUAAUUGAAAUGGAGGACUGGAAUGACCAUAAAGUUUCAGCUCAUUAUGAAGGUUUCACCAUAGAGGAUGAAGGAAACAAGUAUCAGCUUUCAGUUAGUAACUACAAAGGCAAUGCAGGCAAUGCUCUCAUGGAAGGAGCGUCACAGCUGCAUGGAGAAAACAGGACAAUGACAAUUCACAAUGGCAUGUUUUUCAGUACUUACGAUAGAGACAAUGAUGGAUGGUUAACUGCAGAUCCAAAAAAGCAGUGCUCCAAAGAAGAUGGUGGCGGAUGGUGGUACAAUCGCUGCCAUUCAGCCAACCCCAAUGGCAGAUACUACUGGGGAGGGAGCUACAGCUGGGAUAUGGCAAAACAUGGUACAGAUGAUGGUAUUGUAUGGAUGAACUGGAAAGGGUCAUGGUAUUCACUGAAGAAGAUGAGCAUGAAAAUCAGACCAUACUUUCCACAGUAACCAUUUUCAAAAUGUACAGAGUCACAGAUUUUCUUUUCAUUCUCAUGCAUGGUUAACUUUUUAGACAUGAAACUUUUAGACAUUUUUGUCUUUCUGUAUGAGAACCAAGUAUGACAAAAUGUGUGCAUGACCAUAUUGUGAUGUAAAGUGAAAAGCUAUGUCAACUAUAAAUCAAAAUCUGACCCACGAAAAUAAACCACAGGUGUAUUUUAUACUAUUUUUCGUUUGUUCACAAGACUGAAGUAACUGGCAGCUGUCAGUAUAGAAUAACAUGAUAAAAAUACCCAUUUCAUUGUUUUACAAAAAAGUUCCACACU
Rhea pennata is the source of this 1757-nucleotide messenger RNA. It is a transcript of the gene FGB, whose product is annotated as fibrinogen beta chain. Gene Ontology annotation, cellular component: fibrinogen complex. The record is from RefSeq and is a predicted model, not a curated record. The coding region runs from base 1 to 1440 and encodes 479 amino acids. Lineage: Eukaryota; Metazoa; Chordata; Aves; Rheiformes; Rheidae. Gene Ontology annotation, molecular function: signaling receptor binding. The transcript has 8 exons. Gene Ontology annotation, biological process: blood coagulation; protein polymerization; platelet activation.